Branchiostoma floridae (Florida lancelet) is the source of this 1969-nucleotide messenger RNA. RefSeq lists its product as uncharacterized. The transcript has 2 exons. Bases 52 to 534 code for a protein of 160 amino acids. The record is from RefSeq and is a predicted model, not a curated record. NCBI's taxonomy places the organism in Eukaryota, Metazoa, Chordata, Leptocardii, Amphioxiformes, Branchiostomatidae.
UUACAUGUGGGCUCACUCCGUGUCGCGAACUGGACCGGCACGGACCUCACUAUGAGCGCGCCGGCUCCACCCGUCCUGCGCGGAGAUGCCACCCUUGUGGGGCAGAUUUUGUUAGAUGUUGUUAAAGCGGUGCGGGGAGAGGCUCCCCUCCUGGAGGAGGCUCUCCUUGCUAGAUUCGAAGCCGACGUGCCGCCCCGAAGCCUCAGCGACGACGAGCUGGCGGAGCGGCUGGAGACCCUCACGGGAGAGAACUCCGGUUUCCUCCUAGACAUGACGGGAAAGGACCUCAAGGCACACGAGACGAUCGUCCGCUUGGCGCACUUCUUGAUCAUGGCAGCCAACGAUGCCGCGGCACCCAGGCAGCCGAUCCGAUCAUCCAAGGCCGGCAAAACCGCAGCCCAGGCGGUCGCAAACCUCCUGGACCCCACCGACGAACCGCCCCGAGAGACCCGACGCCACCAGUUCGUCCGGCCUCCCUCCGCCAGCCAAAAAGGCAAAGCCAGUCCCACUGGAGGAGGACUCAAGCUCCGGUAGCGAGAGCGAUCUCGAGGAGAUGCGAGAGCUGGACAAGGCGAAGGAGGCGUGUCUGGACCCCCUCGUUCACCGCUACCCCGCAAAACUCCACGGGCCACUGCUGCGCCUGCAGGAGAAAGCCAUCCGGGUCGGGGCCAAAAGGAGCGUGGUUGAGCGCUAUAAGAACUUAGCGAAUUUCGUCCUCGAAAACCCCUCGAAGACAAACAUGUGGUAGCUGGUGGCCGUAGGGGCAGUCAGACUAGUUCACAAGGUCUUUCUACUUCUGGCGGUUUUCGGCCAGAUGUGCAGUUAAACGUAAAUAUGGGCCGUUCUAAAAAGUAACCGAACAGUUUGGACGUACGAUGUUUUAUAUAAAAAAAUGUAUUCGCAAUUAAUUCAUGGGGAUGUUGUAGUUUUGCAGAUUUUUAUGAACAGUUAGGGACUACUGGAUCAUUUAUUCUAGCAACUGGACGUAAAGAAACGCUGUAUCAAUAUUCAUACCACUAGGGAUUGACAGUUGCUUUAAUUAGAUUCAUCCGGUGACAUUGGCCUUGACACUACAGCCUGCAAAGAUUCAGGAAAAAAAUCUGGAAAUGACGUAGCACUACAGUAGAAAACAAUUUUGAACAUAAAGAAAAUUACUCUUUCAACAGAAACAUUGCUGCCGUUGUUUUCCCUCGGUAGUAUGAUCGUUAAGGUUGCAGGUGAGCAAAAGCUCCAAAGAUUUGUUAUAGGCUAACAUACGAUUCGUUCUAUAUAGGAAAAUGAUUACAGAGAUAUCAAACAUUUUCCCGAUAAGGCCAACGUUACAUAAUUCCACAAAGGGGCCCGGUCGGGGACCUUUGGUGAACGAAAAGUACGAUAGGAAAGACAGAAAAAAACCCAAAACGGACCAAAAAUGAUUCAAAAGCAUGCCUUGUGCAUAUUUAUUGGCACAAACUUUUUUUGUUUCUUUAAACAGCCCGACCGGGCCCAGGUAGGAAAUGUCACGAGUGGCGUACCAUCACUGUUCCACUUAACUGUUCCUAGUCCGUUACAGGCUCAAAUGCGUGUUUUUGGCCUUUCUGUUUACUGGUUAUGACGUUCCAAACGGGAAAAUGGCACGCGUCCGUUGCGUCGAUACACUUCUGUUGAUACGUUAUAAAAAUCGCGGUUCGGAAAUCCCUCAUUAACCAUCAGUAAAUGCAUGACGUAUCUGUGUUUAAUCUUACAAAUCUUUACUUAAUUUUCAGAAUGUAAGUUGGAUCGACGUGGGAAUUAUUGGUCGAUGCUACAUAUAUGGUCCAGUCAGAUAUUCUAUUCCUAAAAUAGGCUAGCUACCUAGUAACAUCAACAUCUGGUCCGAAUGAACUAUACGGCAUCUAUCUUAUCUGAUUCAGCCUCUUCUUCAAGUGACCGACAAAAUUAACAUGCUGUGGCCUUAGCGGGUAGCUUGUCCACCGAGCAGUUUAAUAGC